AUGGAUACCUCGUCGUCACAAACCCAAUGGCAUCCUCGAAACAACGCUGCAAUCUUCAUCCGUGCCUUGCACCUCCUCGACCUCGACCUUCUUCCGGACUGGCCCAGCAUCUCAGAAUCGACACUCCUUCAUCCAACAAAAGCCUCCAGCAACACAAGUAGAACGACACCAGCCCAACCACAGAAGCGCACAAAAUCCCUCGAAUGGGCACUCUACCACCUGUUCCGCCUUUAUUCCCCUUCCGAAGCCGCCUCGAGGCUCUCGCCGUAUUUUCCUCCUGCAACGCCUAUACUGUCGAGGGAUUUGAGGGCCGGGUUAUACAAAUGGCUCACGGAGUUGAAGCAGAGCGGCGUGUUGCCCAGGGACACGGUGCUCCGGAAGACAAUGCUAGAUGAAUGCAAAGGUGACAAGUUUGAGGAGUUGAUUGCGAGGUUCGCAAUGCUGGUUGUCAGGAAAAUACUAUCGCGAGGUCAGAGCGAAGCCAGCAGUGGCCACGUCAAGCGGCAGACACAUGAUGUUGGACGCACUAAGAGGAGCACCGAGGCAGGAAAGCACCAAGAUCCAGACUUCUUGGUGCCUUUGGUCCUCGCCCAUCGGGUCUCUCUGCAGCACUCGCUCCGCAAACGCCAGGAUCUCAAGGAGAAGGCAACAGCUUACGCGCAAAAAUUGGCACAGAUACAAAAGGACAUGGCAAGCGACUUACAUGAUAUUUCUCAGCACUCGUCAAGCCCCGAUAAUUCCGAGAACCUGCUAUCUGCAACCGAUCACCGGUUGCUCCAUGAACGAAUCAAUCUUGCUUUUGCGGGUGAUCGUCGCUGGGGGAGGUAUAUCUUCGAAGGUGCCCCUUCUUCGUCAAAUUCAGCCUCUGCUCGAGACCUGCCAGAAUGGCCCUUUGAAGGACCCUCCCCGUUCGCUCUCAAAGACGACGAGGGAGAAGAGGACGCUAGUCAACCAAUGCGCCAAUUGCAAUCUUUGGUAUCUCAGCACCAGGAACGAAUCGCUCGCCUCACAGCCGUACGCGAUUCUCUGCUCUCUCCUUCUGAAUCAAUAAACGUGUCAGAACGGACACCGAAUAUGCGUACACCAUACUCGGCAGAAGCGACCGUGGGAAAAGGAGAGUCUCGACCCCAAGCAAACAACUUGUCUCAUCGCCCAAAGCCACGGUUCAACCGGCACCAAGAUCUCGUAUUGACUUAA
Molecule: messenger RNA, 1197 nt
Organism: Fonsecaea multimorphosa CBS 102226
Lineage: Eukaryota; Fungi; Ascomycota; Eurotiomycetes; Chaetothyriales; Herpotrichiellaceae
Exons: 1
Coding region: 1-1197 (398 amino acids)
Biological process (GO): spindle assembly
Cellular component (GO): HAUS complex; mitotic spindle microtubule
Molecular function (GO): microtubule binding
Source: RefSeq, a predicted model, not a curated record